Molecule: messenger RNA, 898 nt
Organism: Cydia splendana
Lineage: Eukaryota; Metazoa; Arthropoda; Insecta; Lepidoptera; Tortricidae
Gene: CAHbeta
Product: beta carbonic anhydrase 1
Exons: 5
Coding region: 105-869 (254 amino acids)
Molecular function (GO): zinc ion binding; carbonate dehydratase activity
Source: RefSeq, a predicted model, not a curated record
CAAUCUGACCCGACUACAACCCGUCCACUACCAAGUUUAAUGACUAGCAAACGUAGUUAUAUUAAAAGGAAUUUAAUGUUUGUGUUAAUAAAUAAUUAAACAAAAUGGAAAGGAUUCUUCGAGGCAUCAUGAGAUAUCGUGUGUUGGACCGAUCGAGCAUGGUGAAACAGUUUCAACAAGUCAAAGACAAUCCAGUGCCUAAAGCAGUAUUCUACACAUGCAUGGACAGUCGAAUGAUUCCUACUAGAUUUACGGAAACCAGUGUAGGCGACAUGUUUGUUGUAAGAAACGCCGGUAAUCUGAUCCCUCACUCUCAGCACUUUGUAGACGAGAUGACAAGCUGUGAACCGGCUGCGUUGGAACUUGGCUGCAUAAUUAACGACAUAAGGCACAUUAUUGUGUGCGGUCAUAGUGACUGUAAAGCUAUGAAUCUCUUAUACAAGUUAAAAAGCAAAGAAGAGUCAAACACGGAACAAAGGAGAAUGUCUCCCUUAAGAUCUUGGUUGUGUAAUCAUGGGCAAACAAGCUUGGACAAAUUCAUCGCGAUGGACGGCGAUUUCUCAAAACCGAUGUUGUUUACAGCUGAAACACCACAAACUAAAUUUGUGGCAUAUAUCGACCCUGAAAACAAAUUUAGUACAGAAGACAAAUUAUCUCAGGUUAAUACAUUACAACAACUUCAAAAUAUUGCAUCAUAUGGUAUGUUGAAAUCAAGACUGCAGAAACAUGACUUGCAUAUUCACGCACUCUGGUUUGACAUCUUCACCGGGGACAUAUACUACUUCAGCAGACGAGCCAAAACGUUUGUGGUCAUCGAUGAGUCUACCUAUGAAACAAUAUUAGCUGAAGUAAGAAGAUAUUAUUCGUGAAAACAUAUUUCUUGAACCAUUUUGCCAGA